CCGCCACGCCACGCCGCCGCGCUGACUCUGCGGAACCUAACCUAUAUGUAUAUCCGGCUUAAGACUGGUUUCCAAUUUCCAUCCUUCGCUGACCGCGCUGUGCGCCGUUAUGGGCUGUCACGUGCGUCGAUUCGAUCGGUGAGACCUCGAUCGACAACAGACAUCGCUUCUCUGCUUCCCACCAGGAACGAGAAAAUUAAAAAUUAUCUUCUCGUAAGAACCUGCGCCAACAAAAAAAAAUGUGUCAUAAGAAAAUGCAACCGCGCGGUUCAGCUUUGACGGCCUCGACCCUCGACCUCGACGUUAUUGCGCUCUUCAUGCGGAUCGUAUGUCAAGAUUGUCAAGAUUGUGUAUAUACGAGGUUACUCCCGUUACUCGCGCACGUGACUCGUCGCGUCAAAUCGUCUGGGAAGCUCGAUGCCGUGCCGCGUCGUCGGCCUUCCGGACACCAGACACGCACGAAGGAGGAAACCGCGACUUCUCCGCGCGCGGCGAGGCGGAUUUAUUUCCGCGCGCAAUGACGCAAUUACGGAGUAAUAUUAUAUACGCCCGAUCUCGCUGACGAAACCGAGAGUCUGUUUGCGUGACGGCGAUAAUUUGAAGGAUAAUUUACUGUGCGCGCGCUCGAUAUGUAAAUUUGACGUCUUUAUCUGUCCUUCUUUUUUUUGUUUUAAAUUUAAACAGAUAGCGAGACAGACGAUAUAUCUCUUCGUAGUUUGUUACGAUAAAUAUUAUUAGUACAUUUGAUAGCAGAUUUAGUCGGAUUUAGUUGGAAUUUCGAUUAAAUUGGCGUCAAUCAUAUCGGCAUUAAGUAAACUUCCCCGUUUUGUCCGCUAAUUUAACAACAGAGAUUAGUGACAGAAAUUGAACGUAAUCCGGUCGUUUCAUAAUCAUUUAAAUGAAAUAUUCCAAUGCGACUUUUCUUCACCUUUAAUCCACUGUUUCAUUAGAUUUUAUUAUGUUCUUGCUGGCAUUCUGCCGACAAAAUUUGCAAGCAAACAUGGAGAAGAAUAAUUUGCUGGCACAGAAGAUUUUAUGCCGUUGUAACAAUUUAAUGUUAAAAGAAUACUCAUCACACUAUAGUUUGCUGGAUAUAAUUUUGCUGAAUCUACGAAUUAUUUUGCUGUGAGAACAAAGUAGUUCUUGUUCAGGCUAUGAAAUUCUUUUUGCCAUAUUAACAACGAUUAACAAUAAAAUUUUUUUGCUACAUGAGCAAAACAGUUUAAACUUUAAACAGAUGAUUUCGUUGAAGGAACAAUUUAAUUGGACUGUAUGAGCAAAUUAAUCCUCUGUGUGCAUAUGUUUUUUCGGUACCUUGCCAUUGCAUACGUGAAUCUGUCACGUUUGACGCUAUUUUUCCCUAUUAGGUACCUUAAAGUAUAUAUUUUUAAAAAUCUGAAAAAAUUCACAAAACAUCUGUCUACAUUGUAAUUGACGGUUUUAUAGACGUUUUGAUAAACAUCAUUUAUUUAAUAUUUUCUGGCAGGCUUACAAGUUUUAUAGUUACGAGCAGAUAUCAUUUUGGCUCGGACGCCGUAGACCCACGUAUGCACACGGAGGGUUAAAUUUGCGAUUACAACAUAUAUUUAUAUAAAUAAACGACAUAUUUUGGCUGUAUGAGCGAUAUCAUUUUGACGUAAUUUCUUCGAGCAUUCCCCAACUAUCUAGCAAGCCUCGAAUCAUUAUUGCUAUAUACAUAUACAGACAAAGUACAACAGACAGAUAUUACUUGAAAGUAUGCGACUCUUGCGUUUGUAGUUAUCUCUAAAUGAGGAAUCUCGUGAACAUUGAGAUUGAUUGAGAUCUGCAAACAUCAACAAAGCUAAGCUCUUUGCGAUGCAUAAUAAGUGUAGUGGAACCGGUGAACUUUCUUUUUUGUAGGAAGGACGAAGGAGAAUACAACGACACAAUAUUCAUAGAAUACGUACAACAUUCGUUCAUUCAGAAAUCGCACGUGCUCAUGGACACAGCGUGCGUAUGUGCAACUAUAGCGCAUGGGUACAAGGAAUCUGCGCAGUUAAUAUUGCCUCAGCAUUUUUUUCCCCCUAUUUUUUCUUUUCUCUCAAUGAAACGACAGACUAUUGAGCAGUAAUGAUUUUACUCCGAUAACAAAUAUAUUUACUGAAAAUAUAUUAUUUUGCUUCAAUAGCAAAUUAACGUGACUCUAAAGACAAAUACACUCAAUAAAUUUUUGCUAUUCUUGCAACAAAAUCGAUUUUGCUCUAAUGACAAAUAAUUCGUAAAAUUAAUUCCAUCAACUAAAUUUUGUUGCUGUCACUACAAAUAUACAACAACAGAAUUAUUUUUUUCCGGCAACACUUUGUAAAAUAUGUUUUCAACAGACUUGCGAAAUGUCAGCGGUACGCGCGCCGGGUAAGAUGUAACGAAGUUCACCUGUGGACGUCGUGACGUUUCUAAGACCGUUUCGGCUGCAAACAAUUUUUCAAAGUUUCUGCAGAAAUCGAGUUCGUUUCCUUCUUUGCUUUGAGUAAUCCUUUAUUAAUAUUAAUUAUACUUUCAUCGUUUGAUAUUAGUAUAGUCUCUCAUCCUUGUGGGUAAAAAAUUAGAUGCCAGAUCUUUCCUAUGCGGGAGGGAUUCAUUAGAAGAAGAUGUAGCGGAAUCUCCUAACGGAGUACGAUGACGGAAUAUCGCGGCAGGUCGGCCGUUUCCGACAGAUUUGGCUCUGUCUGGGAAAUUAAGUUCCCAGGAUGAAGACGUGAAGACGCGAAAGAAAAGGGCGACAGGUUUCGAAAUUGCAAAUUUCCGAGCAAGUAGUAGAGCAAGGCAACGGUUUCCCGAUCCGUUCGCGUAUCGUCUAACAUAAGAGCGCAGAAAGAGAGAGAGAGAGAGAGAGAGAGAGAGAGAUCGCGCGUGUAUCGGGUAAAGUAACAAUAUACCGAGGCCAUGUUCCCCGCACGCUGUUCAAUAUUUACAUCAACAAGAUGGAUAUAUUACCGGAUUAAGAUGACCCCCGUGGCUUUUUAAUUAUACAGGCCUCAGUGCGCCGGGACAUCUGCCCUAUAGAAAUCAGGGCUCUCGAUCCCCCGAUCCGUUCUCCACCCCGCGUCAGCGAUCCAUUUCCCUUCACUACCAGAGUAUCAAUUACAUUGUUAUUACCUAGGGAGUAGCCGGAAGAUGCGGUCAGAUCGCAGAUAAUACACUGGUAUAAGAGCAUGCUGCAACAAUGAGACAGGUACACAGCGUUUACCGAAGCGUGGCCCUUGUCGUGCGAGUAGCGGCGAUAGCCAUCGCACGGUGCAACUAUGCGUCUAAUUUGGAUCUGCCCGCAAAGAGGAUGAAUCUCAUAAAAAAAAAGAAGGAGGGGUACGUGCCCCACGGGGCCCAGGCGUGUGCGCCCGGCCGCCACGAGUGGUACCCCAAAUACGUAUGUACCGCGUAUAUAUAGCGAAGGGUUCGUCCUUCGGAAGAUUUAGUGACUCUCGGGAUGACGAGCGAAGCACGAGACUCGUGGACGCCGGGGACCACGGACUUCAGCAUAGCCCGCAUACUCGCGAACGAUCCGCCGCCGGGCACCAACGUCGACGUCGCGCGGAAACGUCGGCACGAGUCUCCGGGAUGUGAUUCCUCGCGGCGGAAAACGGAAGCCGGGGAACGGACACAGAAACUUCGCGGGGAGCGUGACACGCUGGGCAGAACGCGUCGCGACGCUCUCGUCACCGUCGCGGAUGAGCGACAGCGGAGUGGCGACCGCAACGGCGAGAACGCGACGCGACGGACCGAUCUCACGUGGCUCCAGUAUACCCGGUACAGACCGCCGAGACUGCCCAGAAGGUCCCUCGCCGAGAGACGAGUGAAGCGACGAACGGGCGACCAUCCCCGCAUCCCGUUCUCCCCGUCCCAGCUACAAGUGUUGGAGGAUAGGUACCGGAGAGGCGCUUACCUGUCCAGGAACGACGUCGUCGAGAUGUCCGCGACGCUACGACUGCCGCAGAGCAAAAUCAAGAUCUGGUUUCAAAAUCGCCGAGCGAGGCAAAGACGCGAAUCGUUGAAUUCCACGAUAGCGGCACGAUGACUCGACAACGACGAUGAAAAUCGGCGAUGGUUCUUCUGGAAGAUCGAGGAAAUUUCGUAGUCGGAGCGAUCGACGAUAAGUACAUCGGGUCUGGACCGCGAUGUCAUUCCGAAAUUUGAUUUCCAGUGCCGCGACUAUUUUAUUACGUGUCCUUCGACAUUUUGUACAAAUAAACUCGUUUACGACUCUAAAUAGCGCAAAGUCAUUUGUCAUGAUUUUAUUUCUAGCUACAUAAGGAAACAGACUCUGUCUAACGAGAGAUCAUGGUUGAUCAAACAUAAAUAACGAUAGGGCACAGAGCCGC
Temnothorax curvispinosus is the source of this 4337-nucleotide messenger RNA. RefSeq names its product homeobox protein MSX-1. The coding region runs from base 3446 to 4033 and encodes 195 amino acids. The record is from RefSeq and is a predicted model, not a curated record. The transcript is spliced from 2 exons. Gene Ontology annotation, cellular component: nucleus. Gene Ontology annotation, biological process: regulation of transcription by RNA polymerase II; embryonic morphogenesis. Gene Ontology annotation, molecular function: RNA polymerase II transcription regulatory region sequence-specific DNA binding; DNA-binding transcription factor activity, RNA polymerase II-specific. Lineage: Eukaryota; Metazoa; Arthropoda; Insecta; Hymenoptera; Formicidae.